GAUGAUUUGCCAGUUUUAAUCGCCGAGGCUGAGGCACAUAUUAGCAAGUUAGAACAAGAAAUAAUUGUUGAUGAAAGUAAAAUAAUUACUAAAGAUUAUGCUAUGCUUGACAAACGGCUGCUGAGUAAAAGGCAGACUAAGGAGGAGUUAGAAAAAAUAGUGCAGAAAUGGAAAGGUAAAUUAUCGGAAAUAGUUAACAUUGAAAAUCAAGGACAAUUAACUACUCAGAUUCUCCAAGAAAAUUACGGGAUUUCUAUACUAGAUCUUAAAAAUGAAAAUUUAGAAGGUAAAUUGAUUGUCCAUGAUCUUCCUAAUUUAGAAAAAAUUGAAUGUGAUAAUAACAAUUUUACUAGUAUUGAACUUACCAAUCUGCCUAAACUAAAUUAUUUUCGUGCCAACAAUUGUCAACUUACCGAGAUAAAAGUUGAAAACUGUUCCGAACUUAAUUAUUUUAAUGCAUCUAAUAAUCGUCUUAAUAAUACUGGUUUUUUGGACAACCUCAAUCCCGAAAAAUUAACCAUUCUCAGCAUCCACAGCAAUGAUUUUUCUAAACAAAAUUUAGAGGUAUUCAGUAAUUUUACCGGUCUGGAACAAUUAUUUAUUGAUAAUUGUGAUAAAGCUAAAUUUAGAAAAGGCAUCUACAAUCGUCUUGUUGGUUCCCUUAAACCUCUGCAAAAUUUAACUAAAUUAGAGAUAUUAGGCAUUGGGGCAACUGACAUCGACUCAGGCUUGGAAUACUUACCUAAGAGUUUACGGAAAAUUGGUCUAACUACUUCUAUCAAAGUCAAUACUGCUUGCUCCGAGAUCCGCCGAGAAUUGGAAGAGGCCGCCAAAAUUGAAGGAGAAGAAACUGAAGAAGUAAAAAAACGAGAAAGCAUAACUUUUUUAACCAUCAAUGACAAAAAUCUCAAAGGUCAUUUGGAUUUACGGGAUUUCACUAAAUUAGAAAAACUUGAUUGCUCAGAUAACCAAUUAACUAAUUUAGAUUUAAGCCAAUGCACGGAACUAACUCACCUCUAUUGUGACAAUAAUUCGCUCACUAGUUUGGAUUUCCUAAAAAAUUUACCUCAUCCAAAAAAACUAAAAGAAAUUUACUUAGGAGAUAAUCCAAACUUGCUUAGUCAAAAUUUAGAAUUUUUAACCUCUUUUACAGGAUUAGAGGAAUUAAAUAUGGAGAAUUGCUCUCUUAAUGGAAAUUUGAAAUCUUUAAAAAACUUGGAAAAAUUAAAGAAUAUUUACAUCAGUGACACUAAUAUAGACAGUGGUUUAGAUGAUUUACCAACUAGUUGCCAAAGGGUUUAUUCAAAAUUCCAGAAAGAAGAAGCAAAAGAAAGAAUAACCGAACUAAGCAAAUUAAAAUCUCCGGAACAAUUUGGCCGAUUUAAAUAUCUAACUGGUAUAGAAUAUACUUCUACGUCUACUACUGUUAUUGGGGGUGCUUUAACCUUAUUAGACUUCUCUACUACUGGAGGAGUUAUUACUCUCACUGCUCCUUUAGAUGCCGAUACUUUUUUAGAAAAUUUUAAUGAGUUAAUGGGAAUAUUAAAACAGAUUGAAGUAGGCGAAGUAGGAACGGUAAGCGAAGCCCUCGAGGACCUAAAAAAGAAAGUCUAUAACUUUUUAAAUGCUUAUGAUGAAGAUCGUAAUGAAGAAAUAGACAUUAAGGAAUUAACUAAUGAACAGGUCAAAUUUGCCAAAGAACUAAAUAAAGUAGAAGAAAUUGUGGAAGCUAUGAAAGAAUUAGAGGAACAGGUAAUUAAUUAUCGACAAGAUCAAGUUCCAAUAGUUAAUGAAUUACUUCAAGAACUAACUAAUAUUAAGGAAGGGAAAAGGGAAAAAAUUGAAAAAAUAUUUAAAGAAGAAUUUCCUAAGAAAGAAAUUAAGAAAAUAAUUUUCUCAGAACGAGGAGAAAAUAAAGAACAGUACUUGAUAAUUAGUAAUGAAGUGCUAAAUGAUUCAAUUCCAAAAUAUUAUUUAAAUUUAGUUGAUUUAAUAAUAAUUAAUAACUCUUUUUAUGAGGCAAAAAUGAACAAAUUCUCCCAGCCUUUUAGUUCGGAGGAAGAAGCAAAAAAAUUAAUAAAAAUUGAGUUUACUGAGGAGCAAGAAAGAAGAAUUGAAAAUGAACUAAAAAAGUUGUACCAAGAAAAGGAA
Messenger RNA from Racocetra persica, 2151 nucleotides. The record is from the annotation of a GenBank genome assembly. Lineage: Eukaryota; Fungi; Glomeromycota; Glomeromycetes; Diversisporales; Gigasporaceae.